CUCAUAAUACUGGAGUCUGGAGUCACUGAUUGACUGUGCUAAGGAGUCUUGAGCCUUGAGACUCUUCUUGGCCCUGCUGGCAAUAGGAGCUCUAAACAAUUAUCCAUAUCAGGUUGCUUCUGACUGAAGAUCUAUCAGAAUGAGCAUUUACAACCCAACCACACUCCAAGAGCUGGCAGUACAGAGCUUGCUGUGGAAUGAGGCCUCAACCAUCUCUACUCUGGAGUACCUGCCCAUUAAUCUCUUCCCAUCAGUGUUCAAGGAGGCCUUCACUGGUAGACACAUGGAGCUAUUGAAGGCAAUGGUGGCUGCUUGGCCGUUUUCCUACCUUCCUGUGGGGACCCUGAUGAAGACUCCAGAUGUGGAGUUGUUGCAAGCUGUUCUGGAUGGUGUAGAUAUUCUGCAGACACAGCAGGUUCGUCCCAGAUGUUGGAGGCUUAAAGUUCUUGACUUGAGGAAUAUGAACAAGGAUUUCUGGGAUGUAUGGUCUUGCAGAGACUGGUACAGCUCUACAGAGACUGAAUGUAAUACACAAGUAUGCAAUGAGCUGAGGCGGGAUUUGAAGGUAGUCACUGACCUUAUCCUCAGGUUCCAUUUGAAAGAACACCAAACAUGCUUGUUGCAGUGGUUCCAGCAGAGGAAAGACUCUGUGCAGCUGUGCUGUGUGAAGAUGAAGAUUUGUGACUUCCCUGGGGAGACUCUCAAGGAAGUAUUGGAUAUUUUCCUGCCAGAAAAUAUCGAGGAAUUGGAGCUAUCCACUAACCAGGUUAUGUCCUUCCUGGGUCACAUCGCACCUCACCUUGGCCGUAUGACAAGACUUCGCAAAUGCCGUCUAACUCACAUUUUCGUGAACAGAAACACAGUUGUAAAUACCUUGGCAGACCCAGAGGAGAUGUGUGCUGUCCAAUUUCUCUCUCAAAUCUGCAAACUCAACUCACUUAAGCAUCUGACUAUGGAUGUUGUCUCCCUUUCCCCUGACCACACACAGCUGUUGUUUGGACAUGAACUGAUUUCCUUUUCUUUACUUAGAUGCCUGAAGACCCCGUUAGAGUCCUUGAACAUAAGUCACUGCCAUUUGUCCCAGUCAAACUUGAAACACUUUUCUCAGUGUCAGGGGCUCUGUCAACUGAAUAAACUGAAUCUCACUGGUGUAGUGUUUGCCAGGUUGGGUGUCACACAUCUUCGGGUUCUACUUGAGAAUACAGCAGACACAUUGAAGACCCUGGAGUUAGUGAACUGCAGGAUGGAGGACUAUGAGCUCAGUGCCCUCUUGCCUGCCCUGAGCCUGUGCUCACAGCUCACCACUGUGAAUUUCUAUGACAACGACUUCUCCACUGCUGUACUGAAGAAACUCCUGCAAAGCAUGGCCAAUCUAAGAAAAAUGACUGAAGAAUUCUAUCCCGCCCCUCUAGAGUGCUAUGACCCCAUGGGUUUUGUCCUGGUGGAGGAAUUUGCCCAAUUAUGCUCCGAAUUCCUGGAUAUACUUUUUGCCAAAAGGCAGACCAAGACAAUAGCUUUUGCUACAAUCAUCUGCCUUGAAUGCAGUAUGCGUUGUGUUUAUGACAUGGAGGCCAAACUUUGUCAGUGCUGGCAAUAAAUAGGAAAAGAUUGCUUCUGGAUACUGAGAAAUGAAAGUCUAUGGUUUGGAUUUGCAACACACAAAUUCAUACAAUGUGUGAUAUAUUGAAAACAAAGAUUGUUCAGGAGAUGCACACCUUAGAGACUAACUUGACUUGAAGUGUAAUGGGAGCACAAUUGUCUUGUCCUAUCAGAAGGCAAUUUUGCAUUUCUAACUGUGCCUCUGUCAAAACAUGAUCACCACUGACCUGCCAAUAUCUGACAGUUGUAAUCAUAUUGUCAGACUAGAAACUUGGAUGUUCUUCCCUCGUGUCCUAAGUCAUUGAUCUCAGUUUUAUGUCAUAGUCAAUGUGUCUUGUGAAUGCAUGAGUACAAUCAAGUACAUUAUGAUCCAAGGCUUGCCAGCAUCAAAAUUAAUUGAAGUUAUUUAUGACAUUGUCUUUCCCCUCUUAACUUCCCAUGGAUAGCUUCUCAGUAUAUAAUGUGUACAGACUUACUAAAGUAAACACAGCAGUGUAGCCCUGAUCUCCUUUGAAGCUAGUUUUGGAUAAAUAGGAGUUUACAUCCCAGGAUACUUAGAAAACAGGUGCUACACAUGCCUGAAGAUGACUGAAGCCAAAGUCCUUACCUUGAGACCUGACUGACCUGAGACCUGGUUGUUAACUGUUUGGUUGUAAGCUCUGUCUUCAUUUGAUAAGAGUGUAGCCAAGUCUGCUAUUUUAUUGUAUCACAUAGCAAUAAGAUGAUGUUUGGCAUACUGUAUUUCCAUUGUUCUUUAUUA
Molecule: messenger RNA, 2359 nt
Organism: Mesocricetus auratus (golden hamster)
Lineage: Eukaryota; Metazoa; Chordata; Mammalia; Rodentia; Cricetidae
Product: PRAME family member 6-like
Exons: 4
Coding region: 140-1597 (485 amino acids)
Biological process (GO): negative regulation of DNA-templated transcription; negative regulation of cell differentiation; negative regulation of apoptotic process
Cellular component (GO): cytoplasm
Source: RefSeq, a predicted model, not a curated record